Molecule: messenger RNA, 2019 nt
Organism: Penicillium verhagenii
Lineage: Eukaryota; Fungi; Ascomycota; Eurotiomycetes; Eurotiales; Aspergillaceae
Product: Zn(II)2Cys6 transcription factor
Exons: 3
Coding region: 1-2019 (672 amino acids)
Biological process (GO): positive regulation of transcription by RNA polymerase II
Cellular component (GO): nucleus
Molecular function (GO): transcription cis-regulatory region binding; zinc ion binding; DNA-binding transcription factor activity, RNA polymerase II-specific
Source: RefSeq, a predicted model, not a curated record
AUGAACCUCACAACUCGUGCCCAGGCAAAGCGCCAGUCAAAGUCGCAAUCACCCAAACAAGACCCGAAGGCGAAAACGCCCAAAGCCCAGAAGGAAGACUCGCCACGCUCAUCCAGUGCAAGCCGCAAGAAGUCAUCUGAGAUUGCAGAUACCAAGGCAAAGAGGACCCGUACAGGUUGCCUGACGUGUCGUGAAAGACACUUGAAAUGUGAUGAGGCUUUGGGACGGUGCUUGAAUUGCCGCAAAUCGGACAGAAUAUGCCGUCGCGGCGUUCGGUUGAAUUUUAUUGACAUCCAGACUGUUGAACCGCCUCAUAUUAUCGCGCGUGCAAAUGGCGCAAAACUAACGUUUCGUGACGACUCGCGCAUCAUCGCUUCUGAGUAUGUCGGAGGUUUUGAGAAAUAUCCGCCGCCACAACCAGACAGUCCCAUUCAAGAAAGGCGACAAGUCCAGCAGGAAGCUUUGAAUCUGAUGGGGCCCGAUCAGCUGGCGAGUCUCUUUCAAUCGGUCGCUCAUUCUUUUGAUCCUGGCUUCGAUAUUUCUCAUUCAGCGACAACGGACUUUCUCUUCGGGUCUGAUACCUGGCACGAUGCCCAUCUUGUACCCGGUGAUGAGCUUCUUCCUCAUGGGACUUCACAUUUUGCUCAAAAACUGUCGAUGAAACAGUAUAGCGUUGCAUAUUUGACAGACCCAGAGCAAAUUUCUCUUUUGCAGUUGUUCGUGGAAGAAGUCGGUCCCUGGAUAGACUCGAUGGAUUCAAUGAGACAUUUUACACAAAUUUUACCGUUGCAUGCUAUUGACGAGCCCUUAUUACUCAAAGCGCUUGUGGCUUGUGGCGCUCGGCAUGCAUCUCUUGCUGACCCCUCUUAUGGUGAGGAAAAGGUCUCCCAUUACUAUGAUGCAGCCAAUCAGGGCCUUCUGCAUUCCCUUCAAGAUCCCGAUCGUGACUCGGUACUAUGUGCAACGGUUGCGCUACUUCUCAGUAUUUAUGAGAUGAUGUCGUCGCAACCACUCACAAAACAUACUUCCGGAUCGAGGGCCUUGGUUCGCGAAUGCGGAUGGACGGCGAAAACACCCAGUCUGGGCGGAUCUUGUUUCUGGGUCAGCGUUAGCAUGGAGGUCUUACAUUGUCUAAAUUAUACGUGUCCGUUGUCUUGGAACCCUGAUACAUGGGGAGUUGACAUGCACAUGGACCAAGUACAGCCAUUUUGGAAAGGUGAUGAUCAAUGGCUCCACCGGAUCAUUUAUAUCUGUGCAAAAAUCGUUAACUUUCGAGUUUCGACGCAAUAUUUACAAACCUUGAAUGAUCCGUCCUCCCAAAAUACUCAAAUCCACAAUGCAGUACAGGAAUGGAACCACUACAAUGCCUGGUGUGAGCAGUGGAUCAAUUCUACACCACGUUCAAUGAAGCCAAUCAGCAGCCUACAGCCAUGGCAGACCGAAUCUGCAUCGACAUUCCCGAAGAUUUGGCUCCUUAAGCGACCGGCCACUAUUUCUCAAUAUUUCUACCACGUGGCUUGCAUUGUUUUGGCUAGGGCCCAUCCCUUGUCAUCAUCACUACAUCUGGAAAUGAAUAAAAUGCAGCAAGUUCAUGCAUACAACGUAUGCGGCCUUGCUGCUAAUCUCAAAGACCGAAGCUUGUCGAAUAUAUCGAUUCAAUGUCUAACCAUUGCUGCAGAAUCACUGGAUGCUCGGAAUUCUCAGGAAGAGGUCUUGAACAUACUGGACUUAGUUACCAAAGACACUCACUGGCAUUCCGAACCAAUCAAAGAAAGAUUGAAAGGCAAAUGGGGCUGGUCACAUCCGGAGACUGUAGACCCUGCACAUAUGCACAACAGCUUCUAUGAUCUGGACCCCGCGCUACCGAUUCACGGGGGCGCUGGCAUUUCAUCGGGAAUCACGAAUCCGCUCUUAGAUUCAGGGGAUUUCUCAAUGGAGAACCACCCAUACCAGGGAUACUAUGUUGCUCCGCACCAUCGAGUCCCGGACCAUUAUAAUUAUGGAUCUUAUCUUGUUUGA